Beauveria bassiana ARSEF 2860 is the source of this 1203-nucleotide messenger RNA. RefSeq lists its product as uncharacterized. The transcript is spliced from 2 exons. The coding region runs from base 1 to 1203 and encodes 400 amino acids. The record is from RefSeq and is a predicted model, not a curated record. NCBI's taxonomy places the organism in Eukaryota, Fungi, Ascomycota, Sordariomycetes, Hypocreales, Cordycipitaceae.
AUGGCCCGCGGCACCUCACUCGGCCUCAAGACCGUCCAGUGGCUCAUCCGCCUCGUGCAGCUCCUCUGCGCCGUCAUCAUCCUCGGCAUCUACUCGUACCUGCUCGCCGCCCUCGCCAACCACAACCUGCCCACGCCCACCAACGUCCGCGCCGUCGAGGGCGUCGUCGGCGUGGCCGUUGCCUACGCCCUGCUCGGCCUGCUGCUGCUGUGCUGCUUUGCCGGCCGCACCCUCACGUCCUUUGUCGCCAUGUGUUUUGAUUUUGCGUUUUUGGCAGCCUACAUUUUCGUGGCGGUGGCGAACAAAAACGGCGCGGGGAGCUGCACCGGUGAGGUGACGACGGUGUUUGGAAAGGGCAAGGCCGAGGACACGCUCGAUGCCGGAGGUGGCUUUACCAAGAUUCCGAGCUAUCGCACGGCGUGCAAGCUCGAGACGGCGUGUCUCGCCAUUGCCAUUAUUGCCAUCUUCUUCUACAUCUUUUCCAUCUUUGUCGAGCUCGCUCUUGGCCGCCACCACCAGCGCGAGAAGCGCCUCGCCAACUCGCCGCCCCAGAUGCAGAUGCCCUACGCCGAGAAUCCCUACAACAACAACCCCGACCAACCCGACUCGCCCCAGCAGCAAGCCCCGGCCGCCGGCUUUCUCGGCCGCGUCUUUGGUCGUCGCCGUCGCGGCCAGCAGGCCCUUGCCCAAGACGACCCCAACAUCCUCCCCGAGCACGCCCACCCCGCCGACAUGGUCUCGGGCGGCGCCGCGGCGGCGCCCAACAACCGCGACUCGCAGGCCACCGCCGUCGGCCAGGAUCCGCAGUCCCCGUACAACAGCAACAAGUACGAGACGGGUUAUGGAAAUGCCGGCAGCUUACCGACGUCGCCGCACCCCCACAAUCCCAUGGUGACGGGCCAGACGCAUGCGUACGCCGGCGACUCGUACGCGCACGCCGGUGACUCGUACAUGCACGCUGGCGGAUCGUACACGCAUGCCGGCGACCACUACGGUCAUGCCGGCGACCACUACCACCACCAUUACCGCGGAGACAACGCGGCGGCGGCGACGACUGCGCUGCCGUACCCAGACGAUGGCCCGUAUGACGGCCCGUACGAACCGCAUCGGGCAGAGCCGGCGACAAUUCCUCAUUACCAGAUGGGCCCGAGAUAUCCGGCCCCGAGUUAUCGUUAUGAUGAUGGCAUCUAUGAUCGCCCGUAA